Moneuplotes crassus is the source of this 744-nucleotide messenger RNA. NCBI's taxonomy places the organism in Eukaryota, Ciliophora, Spirotrichea, Euplotida, Euplotidae. The record is from the annotation of a GenBank genome assembly.
AUUACAAAUGGGAAAUAAAACUUUUUGAUGAGCCUCUAGGACGGAAGAACAAGGUGGUAAUGCUCAUUCGCAAUCAUUACAUCAAGUUAUUGAAGACACUAGGAAAGGUACAGAAUGCAAUAGUGGUCGGAAUGAAAACGAGAGCAAUGCACAUAAGAUGAACCAAAAGAAAAGGACGAAGAAAUUAUCCACGACCACAAUAAAAACUACUCCAUCUUUGAAAGACAAGAAGAAGAGCAUUAAAAGAAAGCGCAAGUGUAAAGCAAAGAAAUCUUCCUUACAUCAAACAAUAAUUUAAACCCUCUAAUUUUCACUGAAGCUUAUUUCAAUAUCUAUUUUAGCCCAUAAAUGUUCCUUCAAGCUUAAAACCUAAUGAUCAGAUAUCUGCCAGCAAAAGCCAGACCAUUCCUUCGUCCAUAGCGUUCCAGUCUUGUUCCUCGAUAGGUCUGAACAGUCCUGAUGAUGUUACGAAGCAAUUUCUAUUUGAAAUGAAGAGUGCUAAAAGAAGAGCUAGUCUAAAUUUAGUUUCUCCCAAAAGUCGAGUCAAGAUUAGGAGCUUCAGUAAGAAUGUUGGUCAAGUAGGACUCCAAAAUUAUUUUAAAUAUUGACAUUCUUUAAGAGAAGAAUCGCAUCGAUAAGAAUAUUAUAAUUGAUUAUAAACUAUAGCCUACUGAAUUUUCAAAAUAUUACUAAAUAGUACCUCAGCAAUUGAAUAAUAAUAAAUGGGCUAAUAUCUAAACCUUG